Messenger RNA from Miscanthus lutarioriparius, 300 nucleotides. The record is from the annotation of a GenBank genome assembly. NCBI's taxonomy places the organism in Eukaryota, Viridiplantae, Streptophyta, Magnoliopsida, Poales, Poaceae.
AUGGCGGCAGUGCCGGGGUACGCCGGGACGAAGACCUCUGCGCGCGGGCUGUACAGCGGCGGUGGCCACGCCAGCGGCAGGGAGCACCGGCCGUCGUUCCAGAGCUCCGUCUUCUCCAUCGAGGAGAUCCUCACCGCCACCAACAACUUCUCGCUGGCGCUCAAGAUCGGGCAGGGCGGCUUCGGCGCCGUCUACAAGGUGAUUUCUGAGCCGUUUCACAGCGCCGCCCCUUCCCCAGGGUUCCCCUUCCUCCACCCCCAAUCGGCGUCGAGGAUCUUCGGCCUCAUCGGCUCAUCCUGA